Molecule: messenger RNA, 597 nt
Organism: Truncatella angustata
Lineage: Eukaryota; Fungi; Ascomycota; Sordariomycetes; Amphisphaeriales; Sporocadaceae
Exons: 2
Coding region: 1-597 (198 amino acids)
Source: RefSeq, a predicted model, not a curated record
AUGCGUAUGAACACACUCUACCGUACGACAAAAAUUGUCUUUGCCGUGGUUUCCGUGACGGAUCUCUCGAACGAAUAUCUCAGGCGCCAGGAUCCAAUCGCGUUAUCAAUGGACCACUCUCAGAUCUUCCCAGUAUCUAAUGACCCCUCCCCACGACCGGACGAUGUCGUCAAGAGCGCUCUCCAGUCACGGCUAGACCUACCAGGCGUGGACGUUGAUGAUCUUGCAUCCGAGGCUGCUGAUGCGGCAAAAAGAGGCCUUGGCGAAGCUGUAGACACGGCAACAAAAGCGCUUGACACGGCAGUCAAUGUAGCGAAGAAAACCAUAGACGAUAUCAAAGAUGCCGUCGAGAAGCUCUAUAACGAGGUCAAGAAGGUGGCCGAGCUCGAGGAUAAGGUUUGGGCUGCGAUACAUGAGUGGGUAGAGAAGAAUGUGCUCCAUCCUUUGAAGGUUAUUCUCGACUGUAUCCUAGUCAACUUCUGCUCUUCCUACUCUGGUGGCUUUCGGAUUACUCGCCCAGAGGCUCUUGAAGCUCUCCAGGAAUCACGGGCGGUCCCAAGAUGUCGAGAUGAUAGACUACAGCGAGCCCAGCGGUAA